CUCAUUUGUGACUUUGAUAUACUGAUAUAGUGAACACACACGUCGGAGGAUACCAAAGCGGAUAUGGCAAUGUCCGUAUCACUGUCGUUGCUAGGUGUUCUGGCGACCCUGAUCGCAGUAAGCUGCCACGAUCCAUUGCCUGUCACGUGUAAAUUCCCCGAAGUAAAGGAGAUCGACCCCGGCUAUGAAAAAGUAACAAACAAGGAAGGGAUCAAACUCUCAAAGCGUCAGAAGAAAAUUGAGAUUCCAGCAGCUAACCCCAAAAAAUACCGCGGAGAGAUAUGGGAAGGCACACGAGCAUCACAAAGUUGUGGUGGAUGGCUGAGUCCUCAUAUCGUGUCACCGUUCCUCCACCUCUGUAACGAGAGACGAACAUUCACACAGACCGGAAACUACGUCAUCUACCAAUCCCGAUUCUGCUUAGUGUCCCGUCCAUUUAACAGCUUCAAGUAUCCGUCAGUGGAAUGCAUUAACAAAGAGUGUAAGAACGUGUGGAUCCGCCCCGGGGAGGCCUACAGGUGUGUGCCCGGGGGCUCACGGGUAUAUGGAGUACCCGUCUACUGCAUCAACAAAGGCAAGCCUACCUGGUACACCAUGCCCCUGAAGGUCAACACGUGCUGCGUCUGUCGUCACUUUGUCUGUCCGAAGCUUCUCCAUCAUGUCUAAACGUAUUAGUAAAGCAAUCGUACUUA
Molecule: messenger RNA, 692 nt
Organism: Mizuhopecten yessoensis (Yesso scallop)
Lineage: Eukaryota; Metazoa; Mollusca; Bivalvia; Pectinida; Pectinidae
Exons: 5
Coding region: 64-666 (200 amino acids)
Source: RefSeq, a predicted model, not a curated record